ACGGGUUGCUCCAGUUUCCAGCGACUGCCUUUCAAGAAUUGCAACGUUCCCGCGUGGGAUUUGAGUUAGUGUGUCGGGCAAACGGAGAAGCGACCCGAGUAUGGAUAUCCUUCAGCAGGAGGCGCGAGCCAUUGCGCUGGUUAACCUGAGCGAGACCAACCAUUCCGCACCGGUCUACAACCAGACCACGGUGCCGCUGCACCGCAAAGACUCGCGCAAUAUGGACCAACAGGCGGUCAUCCGCAACAACACCAUCGCGUUUUCCUCGAACCACGACACGGAGACCCCGACGCGGCCCUUCCAGAAUCUGCCGCCCCGCGAACCGGUCGACAUUCAGUUCAAAGAUGUCUCGUACUGCGUCAGUCUCGGAUUUCGUAGAGGCCAGAAGGAAAUUCUGCACAAUGUGAACGGGAAAUUCCCGGGCUCGCAGCUGAUCGCCAUCAUGGGGCCGUCGGGGGCCGGCAAGUCCACGCUGCUCGAUGUCCUGUCCGGCUACCGGACGACUGGUGCCGAGGGAGUGGUGUACGUCAACGGGCGGGUCCGCAAUCUGAACAGCUUCCGUCGGAUGACGUGCUACAUUACGCAGGACGACCGGCUUCAGACGCUCCUGACGGUGCUGGAGAACAUGCGGAUCGCUGCCGACCUAAAGCUCGGGCCGGAAAAGUCGCACCACGAGAAGGAGUCGAUCAUUGAAGAUAUUCUAACCGUGCUUGGGUUGUACGACCAUCAGUUUACUAUCACGAAGCGACUCUCUGGUGGCCAGCGUAAGCGGCUGUCUAUUGCGCUGGAGCUGAUCAACAACCCUACGAUCAUGUUUCUGGACGAACCGACUACCGGGUUGGAUAGCUACUCGUGCAAUCAGGUUGUGGAUUUGUUGAAGAGACUAGCCCACCAGGGACGCACGAUCAUCUGCACGAUCCAUCAGCCGUCGGCUAAAUUGUUCCAGGAGUUUGAUCAGGUGUACGUGCUGUCGAACGGCGAGUGUAUGUACCAGGGCUGUACGAACAGUCUCGUGCCGUUCCUGCAGUCGGUGGACAUGCCUUGUCCGGUGUACCACAACCCGGCCGACUACGUGAUUGAGUUGGCGUGCGGCGAACACGGCGAAGAUCGUAUCCAGCGAAUGGUGAUGGAGAUGGGUAAUGGCGAAUCGACGGAGUGGUUCGCCGACAAGCGCAACAUACUGAAGGUCGAGGAUUGGCGGAAGAAGUAUCCGAUAAAGAAGCAUCUGGAGCAGAAGAAUGCCCUGACGUCUACGUCCCAGAUGUAUCAGCUUCAGGUGCUGAUCAAGCGUGGCAUUAUCAAGGCGAGACGCGACGCCACCCUUACGCAUCUGCGGUUCGGCGUGAACAUCAUCAUCGCGGCCAUGCUGGGAUUCCUGUUCAUUGACGCGGGCAACGAGGGUUCGCGCGUACUCGAUAACUACAAUCUGCUGUUCUCGAUCCUGAUGCACCACAUGAUGGCCACCAUGAUGCUGACCGUGCUGACAUUCCCCACCGAGAUGGGCGUCAUCCUGAAGGAGCACUUCAAUCGAUGGUACACGCUCAAGUGUUACUACCUCUCCGUCACGAUCAUCGAUAUCCCGCUGUCGGUGGCGUGUUGCCUGAUCUUCACCGUCAUCAUCUACCUGAUGAGCGGCCAGCCGAUGGAGUGGUUCCGGUUUGGGAUGUUUUUCACCAUCAGCCUGCUGAUAGUGAUGAUAGCGCAGAGCCUCGGGUUGACGAUUGGAGCCUGGUUUAACGUGGUGAACGGUACAUUCCUCGGGCCCGUACUGACCAUCCCAAUGAUGAUGUUCGCUGGCUUCGGUGUGACGUUGCGCGAUCUGCCGAGCUACCUAAAAUGGGGUAGUCACAUUUCUUAUCUGCGCUACGGUUUAGAGGGCUACGUGAACGCAAUCUAUGGGGAAAAUCGACAAACGCUCGACUGCGAGCUGAAGCCGUACUGCCAUUACAGAUAUCCGGCCAAAUUCCUGUCGGAGAUUUCGAUGGAGGGCGAUCAGUUCUGGAAGGAUGUGUAUGCUCUCUGCGCAACGCUGAUCUUUGUGCGUGUCCUCUGUUACUUCUGCCUCCGGUGGAAGGUGAUGUCCGUGCGGUAGGCCGCCCCGUUCGGUGCGAAGGCGACGAAGAGCCGUUCCCGAAGAACCCACCCGAUGAUUCGCCAGUCGCAUACAGUUCCUGCCAAUUUCAACGAUCGACACUGGAUCGACGGUCCGUUGGUCGAUGCAAUUUCUUCGUGAUAUUGUGCUGAAAAAAACGUGAUAAGAUUUUGUUACCAGACGGAGACCGUGCCGUAGACACGGGGGGGCCAACAGUUUGAUACCAAAAAAUUGGUUGCCAAAAACACGAGGUUAGGUUCCAUUGUUUCAUUCACAACCUUAUCUAAAGUGCAUCGCUAGGUGCUUAGCGCAAUACGUCUUGUUUUCGUUGUCCAUGUUUAGUUCACCUUUUACUGUAAAUAAUACGCUAACGUGCGCGGUACGCAUUCGUUUGGCAUUCCAACGAUAACGAUUGAUUUCUAUGACCUAAGAAUUGUUCAUCGUAUAACCCCGAUAGUAUAAGUUAGUCUUCGAUAGCCAAUAAAUGUUUUAUCCAAAACUGA
Messenger RNA from Anopheles bellator, 2595 nucleotides. RefSeq names its product ATP-binding cassette subfamily G member 4. Gene Ontology annotation, molecular function: ABC-type transporter activity; ATP binding; ATP hydrolysis activity. The coding region runs from base 101 to 2092 and encodes 663 amino acids. The record is from RefSeq and is a predicted model, not a curated record. The transcript has 8 exons. Gene Ontology annotation, cellular component: plasma membrane. NCBI's taxonomy places the organism in Eukaryota, Metazoa, Arthropoda, Insecta, Diptera, Culicidae.